GAGAGAGACAGAGAGAGAGAGUCGAAAUCACUUCGUAGGGGAAUAAUAAUAACGUGACACAAACCGGCAACAAGGACAUCAAUUUGAGCUGUGCGUCAGGUUUAACGUGCGCCCUUUCUCCGGUCCAACUUUGUCCAAGUCGGUGGAAGCCCGGCGAGUCAGUCUGCGCUCCCGAGGCGGCGUGACAAGUUUGGAAAGAGGGGGGAAAAAAGAGACUCGCAUCACUAUUUUUAAAUGUGAGAUUUAGGGGGCGUGGACGGCAGAGGAGCAGCGCGGAGCAUGUUGGCUCCUGGCUGCAGUUCCAGUGUGGUGAUGUGCCGGCUGGAGGAGGAACCCGACUACGCGUAGACUGAGCGAUCGGACGCGGAACUGUAUUGUGUCUGUCAAACCUCUGGAACCCGAAUUUCUGUCAUUUUCAAAGCCCAUUUGGAUUUGUUACUUCAAUGCGCCGCCGUUGGGCGUUACGGGAGAUUUUCAGGAGGGAUAAUAAUCCGUGAAAACGUUUUGAAAGACGCAGCAGACGGCGUGCGUAACUGACGAAAUCUCGUCAAACAGCAAUUUGAAUGACAAUAGUUUGAGGGCAACUGCGCUCUUUAUUUGUCAAAGGCAUCAUUUUUGAAACCGACUGCGCGUGGUGAGUCAACGUGGGGGAGUAAAUUUGAUGUUUUCAAAUGACAUUAUGGAUUUGUCAAGUGAAACUGAAGUGAUUUUCAUUUGUAAAUAUUGACAGGUGUAGAAGUCAUUGUGACCGUGCUAGGAUCAGCAUUUCAUUCACUUAAAGCUCUCUCUUUAUGGCUUAAAACAACGCGGACUCUAGAGGAUGGGAUGGUAACCAAACCAUCGGUAUGGAUGAUCCAAACAUUGUGUAAUCCAGUUUUAUUUACUUUCCAAACACUAAGUGAAAGCGCACGUUUGAUUACCGAUCUUAUAAUGCGUUUGAAACGUUGACUGGGAAAGUCACCAUCACUUGUGCGUCUUUUACCGAGUUGUAGCCGAUAAGGCAACAGCCAAAAUGACAAGCAACGGACCUGUCAUCGUCUACGAGUGGCUAAAGACCCUCCAGCUUGCUCAGUAUGUUGAGUCCUUUGUGGAUAAUGGGUACGACGAUCUGGAGGUUUGCAAACAGAUCGGAGACCCGGACCUGGAUGCUAUCGGCGUGUAUAUCCCUCACCACCGGCAGAGGAUCCACGACGCGGUCAGGAGGCUGAAAGAGGACGCCCAGGAGACGGCCAGUGGACUCUACUUCACCCUGGAGCCCAUGCCACCUGCGGCUGAGAUUUACACCAGCCACAUGGUGGACCAGUACGAGUCCAGACUGCGGGGAUCCAAGUCCUGGACCGAGCCCAACAGUGACCGUGUGGGGCGUAAUGGUGGGUACUUGGGCGCGCAGAGGAACCUGACGCUGGGCAACAGGAGGGAGCUGGUGGUUUAUCCCAAGCUGAAGCUGAAGAUCAUGAUCAGGGAUAAGCUCAUCAGAGAUGGCAUCAACCUGGCCAAGCCUCCAUACUCUAAUAAGGAUGGUUCUCUGGGCAACAUAGAUGACCUUGCCCAGGAGUAUUCUGAGUACUACAACACCUGCUUCAGCGACGUCAACGACCGCAUGGAGGAGCUGCGCAAAAGACGAGUCUCCCAAGAGCUAGAUAUGGAGAAACAGGACCCAAGCAGCACAUCUCUGCAGCUUCGUUCAGAGAUACAGGAGUCUUUAGGCUUCAGCAGCGAGGUGUCCACUCCAGAGACAGACAGAAAAAUGCCUCUGCACAAAUCCAGCUCUGAAGAUGGCUCUGGAGGUAAAUGGGACAAUAAGAAGAAGAACAAAUCCUUUUGGCAGAACUUCCGCAAGUCUCAGCACAAACCAGUUAUGCGGCAAACAUCCAAAGGAGAAGACAUUGGCUAUGUGGCCAGUGAGAUCACCAUGAGUGAUGAAGAGCGAAUUCAGCUAAUGAUGAUGGUUAAAGAGAAGAUGAUCACAGUGGAAGAAGCUCUAGCUCGGCUGAAGGAGUAUGAGCGCAGCAGACAGUCCAGCAGUACUGAAACUGCAGAGUGGACUGAUGGAUCUGUGGCCAAUCUUAACCAGUCCUCAAACUGCAACUCUCGUGAGCAGUCAGACGAUGAGCAAUCAGAGGAUUCGGUGAAGUUCAAGCGGCUCCACAAGCUGGUUAACUCGACCCGUCGGGUCAGGAAAAAACUCAUCAAGGUGGAGGAGGGCAAGAAACAUGGCUCUGAAGAUUUUCUGAAUUUGGAGUCACCCCCCACCUGUGAGGACAACACAGCUUUGUACACUGGGGUCCUAAAAAAGCCCCCUCUGCCCCAGGAGAUCUCCCUGCCAUCCCUCACCCAGGACCAGCUCUCUCUGGAUGGGGACACAGACAGCCUGACCAACUCCCCUUCCUCCAGUAGCCUGGACACCUGGUCUGGACACAAGCUGGUCAAAACCUUUAGUAAGUCUUCCAGCACCCACGGCCUCAUCCGCCCGCCCAAAAGAACCCCGGUCAGCUCGGCGGGUUUGGGAGGCUCCGUCUCCGGCGUGGGAGGGAGUGGCUCUUCUUUCUCGGAGCUGGAUGGCUGUGGAUUGGACGAGGAGGGAAAGCUGUCCCGCUCCACGACAGACAGCGAGAUGCGGAAGGCCCUAAGCUCAAUCUCCCAUGGGGUAAGUAACAACGAGGCUCUCUAUGCCUACUAUGGCCUCACAAAACCCCGCCCUAAACCCCACUCACAGUCCCGCCUCCUGAUCUCGCUGGAUGACACUCCACCGGGCAGCCCAAAACACCAACCUGCCAACAGGCACCACGGCAGCUGGACACACCGGAAACCUGACCCUAACUACGCCUACUCCACUAAGCAUCUACAGUACCAACGCUCGCGCAAUGCCAAGACCCCUGUUUCCCCUUUGUCUGUCACUCCUUCCUCCCCUGCUCGCUGUGACAUAGCCAAAUCAAAAGGUUUUGGCAGCGGCGGAGGGGGAUGGGUGUUCCCCUCGCGCAGGCUGCGUGGUCGAACGGCAGUCAGCGAGCUGAACAUCACCUAUGUGGUAGAACGGAGCCUAUACGGUCACCUCAACUGGGCACAGCUGGUCCGCCCAGUUACCCUAAGCCGCGCAGAGCGCCGCUGUCUAUUGGAGGAGGACCGAGAGGCAGACAGGAAGUGGGCGGCCAGUGUGGACCGCUGCACCAAACGUGUGCUCUUGCGCAUCCAGCAGAAGUCUAGAACGUGCAGCUUCGGGGGCUUUGACCUGUCCAACCGAUCGCUCCAUGUUGUCAACACAAGCUCAGAGGGCAACAAUAAAGACCAGGAGGCCAUAUACAGAGAAGUGGUCAAGUCCCCUACCACGUCUCGGAUCUCACUGGGCAAGAAGGUCAAGUCGGUCAAGGAGACGAUGAGGAAACGCAUGUCGAAGAAAUACAGCAGCUCCUUGUCUGAGCAGUCGAGUCCAGAUGGAACUCCUGGCUCCCCUCAGUCCCCGCAGCCCGACACCGACUCUCUGGAGAAGCCGAAGCUGAAGGCCGGAGGCUCGGUGGAAAGUCUGCGGAGUUCACUCAGCGGACAGAGUUCAAUGAGUGGUCAGACGGUGAGCACCACAGAUUCGUCAGCCAGUAACAGAGAGAGUGUGAAGUCGGAGGAUGGCGAUGACGAAGAGCCUCCAUACAGAGGACCCUUCUGUGGCCGCGCUCGAGUCCAUACAGACUUCACACCGAGCCCGUACGACUCCGACUCCCUCAAACUGAAGCGUGGAGAUGUGAUUGACAUAAUAAGCAAGCCGCCCAUGGGAACCUGGAUGGGCCUACUGAACAACAAAGUGGGCACCUUUAAGUUCAUCUAUGUGGACGUGCUGAGUGAAGAAGAGGAGAAGCCGAAAAGGCCUGUGAGGAGGAGGAGGAAGGGCCGACCCCCCAAACCCAAAUCAGUGGAGGACCUGCUGGAGCGCAUUAACCUCAAGGAGCACAUGCCCACUUUCCUGUUCAACGGCUACGAGGACCUGGACACAUUCAAGCUGCUGGAAGAGGAGGACCUGGACGAGCUGAACAUCAGAGACCCUCAGCACCGAGCUGUGCUGCUCACCGCCGUCGAGCUGCUGCAGGAGUACGACAGCAGCAGUGAUCCGGAGCGCAGCGGCCUGUCGGGCUCCCAGGAGAAGCUGCUGUCGGAAGGGCGGGGCUUGGUGGGAGACUCCCCGAGAGACUCCGGCUGCUACGAGAGCAAUGAAAACCUGGAGAAUGGCAAGAGCAAAAAGACCUCCCGAUCCAGUCGUUCCUCAGCAGGUCUCCAGUCUCCGGACUACCCCACCCUGCCCAUGACUCUUUCAACAGAGGCGUUGCAGCAGAACGGCAAGAACCAGCGCACCAAGUUCUCAAAAAGCUUCUUCAUCAAACCCUCCCUGAAGGGCUUCAACCUGCUGGGGCUGCGUAAAGCACAAAGACGGUCCCCCAUCCCGGCCAGCCGCAGCUGUGAGGACCUGGAUGUUCCUCUGCAGUCUGCUGGACCCUUAAAACGCUCCCACUCUCUCGGAGAUCUGCAGAACUAUGAGCGGAAGGAUCUAGGGGUGGAGCUAAAACUUGCAAAGGAAGGACCCAAAUCCGGCAACAGUAGCCCAAACAGAGUCUUCAGAGAGGAGGCUUCUCAAAACCAGAAUGGGACUCCAACACUGAGCCCGAAAAGAAGGGCAGAUCGACCACCCGUCCCCUCCCAGCUGCCUCUUCGCCCCCCUUGUGCCGCUACCCAGUCCCCAAAUCCAUCAGAGCUAUCCAGUCCUACUCCCAGUCCACCUGAGUCAAGCGGGGAGCGGGUCAUCCGGACUCAUCCAAAAAAGCCGCCCGUCCCUCCUCCUGUUCCUGCCAAGAAGUCUAAGGAAAGACUAGCCAACGGCCUGCGCCACCCCCCUCCUCUCUCCCUGCCUUCUUCACCGUCUCCCACCCCCUCACCCACCCAUUCUUUCACCAGGUCUCACCCUAGCAGCCCCAUAAUCCGUAGUAGCAGCAGCAGCAGCCCCAGCCACAGUCCCAGUGCCCCUGCUCUGCCCGCCAAGACCCUGAGCAACCCUGCCAGCCCCUGUACCACCACCUCCUCUGCCUCAUCCAUGGGCGAGGACUUAGGCAGUCCUCCGGCUGUGCAGCCUCCGUGGAUGUCAGAUUUUGGGGGUAAGGUGGCAGUUUCAAGGAAGGCUUCUCACACCAAAAUGGUCCCCGACCUGCUGACCCUUCUGGAACAACGGCUGGAGGCCGAGGGCAUUGAUUUGACGGAGGAGCCCUACUCUGACAAGCACGGCCGGUGUGGAAUCCCGCAGCCGCUGGUGCAGCGUUACUCUGAGGAUCUGGAGCAGCCUGUCAAGGACGUGGCCUCGAACAUGGACCAGCUCCGAGUCAGAGAACUUCGUAAACAACACCGCAUGGCUAUUCCAUCUGGAGGUCUAACAGAGAUGUGCCGUAAACCUCUGCCUUCAGGUAACAUCCGCACAGUCUCUGAUUGGCUCAUCUCCAUCGGCCUGCCCAUGUACACAAGCUCUCUGACGGCAGCAGGAAUCGACACGCUGAGUCAUGUGGCCUUGUUAACGGAGAGGAGUGUGUGGGAGGCCGGGGUCCGGGAUGAGAGACACGCCCACCGACUUGUCAGUGAGGCACGAUUGGUCAGCUCACACAGAGAGGUGCAGUCCUAAGUGUGUGGGCAGAGUCACUUAAAAAAAACAGGUAUCAAGUCACUGGUCAGUGCCAUCUCAUUUAAACAUGGUUAGUAGGCGAAAGAAAGGCAAAUUGGCAACAAGACUUGAUUAUCACGCGACUGACCACAGCACUACAUUACUUCCUGUCUCGCACGUGUCCGAUGACUCAAAGCGAGCUAACCCUAAUCUCCAAUUUUCUCUCUUCAUCACUUUUCUCAAAUGUUUACACCAUUGAAGGGUUUUUUCUCCUGAGAGCCAAGACAGGAUGUCUGAUUAUUGCCUUUUCAAGAUAAAAGACUCACUGUGUGGGAUGGCUUCCACUCUUGAGGACACCCCCGAAAGUCUUAUAAUAAAGACUUGGAUUUGCCUUGAAGGAACAUUGCACACUCUUUUUGUAGGAUGGAUGUUUUUUAAGAUACAGAAAAAGGUGGUUUACUUCCUGCAUAUUUCAUAAGUGCUUCAUUUCCAAGUGUUUUGUGGCAUGGGGCCACAUUUUUCUGAGGGUCUUUUUAAGGAAGUAGCUCAGCCAGGGUAAGUGAUUUACUCCUCACUCAACGCGUCAUUCCAGGAAUUCAGCAAACUUCAUAUCUGGACUUUUAACCAACUAAAUACAUACACAAACUUUUAAGUUACAGGUCAUUUUGAGAAGGUAUGUUUUGUAUAAUUUUCUGUAUUAUAGGAUAAUGCAUAUCUUGAUUUUAAAAUGAUUUAUAUGCUAAAAUUUGUUUGUCUUUUGAAUGUUGCAGCCUUAUGUUGAGACAAGCUCUUGGUCAUUGCUAAGCUGAAACAGCUCACAUCACACUUUUAUAUUUCCAGUAUACUUAAUGUCCGCUUCUACUUUCUGUAUUUUGGAUGCACAGAAAGCGCUUUUACUUCAGUAAUCAAUAUCCCAUUUUACAGCAACAAUACAUUCCCUGUGUAUACAAGCACAUAUUGCGUUGCCUUACCAUUAUUAAAUACAACAUAUGUAUAGUUUUGACUAUUGCAUGACUGAGGUUAAACUGUGCAAACUGUGCAAGCCUUUUCAUUCUGAAUGUGUCUGAGAAAUAAUUUUGUGAUUUUACGACCUCACACACUCCACCGGAUAAUUUCAGUGAUGCACAUUUCUGUGGAACCGCAAAACAUUCCUCUGAUGGAAUCGUGUUUUCUAUACUUUGCGAAGCCACAAACCCGACAUUGACGUCGCCCCAUUAACAUUCCUCUAACAUCCCAAAGCUCACUGUACAUAGUCCAUGUUGUGGGACGAAGAGAAAAUAUUUCAACGACACAGCUGAUAUCUGCGCCGUCUUGUAUGGAAUUUAUUGGACUGUCUACAGUGCUGAGGAUUUAGUUUUAUAGCUGAUAAAAUGCUGUUUGGGACUUUUUUUUUAACAUAAUGUAUCCAUGAUCAAUGCUGGACUGGAAUUCUUAAUAGGAUUUUUGUUAAAGACGAGGGUAGAUGGUAAAAACGGUUAUAUCAGCAGAGCAGAUGACCUCAAAGGUCAGCGUACACAUUAUGACACGAAGUAGUCUCGCAAAUCAGGGAGAAUUAUGUAAGAACAGCUUGUUGUGAAAAAAGACUAUGGGAAAAUAAAUUAAACCGGAAAUUAAUUAUUUAGCAAACAUUAAAAAAUGUGCUUUUUUCUCCUUGAAUUUCUAACAGUAAAGUUUUGUUAGUUUCACCUUCAGAGAAUAAAAAAAGACAUGUUCCAAGGAUUUAACAAUUGAAAUUUGAGAAGGUGGUUCUAUUCUUUUAUUUUUUUAACUUAAGGGUUACUCUUUUUUUCUUUCUCUCUUGUUUUGAAUUUAAAACAUUUUCCAUGAUUUCAUUUGUAAUUAUUUGACCAAGUAUUAUUCCUGAAAUUUGCAGAUUUAGUUUAUUUCAAGGUGCAAAAAGUUUGAUGCCUUUUUAUUUUUCUUUCUUCAAUCAAAGUGGUGCUCUGAGAAAGCGAGUAGGGUGAGGGCCGGGUCUUUAAAAAAAAAAAAAAAAAAAAGAAGAAGCAAAAGACCCAACAAGUGUUUUGUAAAAAUGAAAAUACUGACACUGUAAAUGCACUUUAGAGGAGAAAACGAGCUGUUUUAUAACAGAAAAUUGGCUACAUUUUGUUCACAUGUCCGUAAAUGGACUCUUGUUGUCAGGUUUAAAGGGUUUAAAGUGGGCUAUGCUGGUGUUUUAUUUUAGUUCCCAUUGCCAAGUUUUCUAACCAUUCACGGGUUAACCUGCUCAACCUCUUCACUCCCGGCUUCUUUCUGCAUACUUACAAAAAAAAAAAGAAUUCUUAAUUACAUAUAUGAAAUGGUUAACAGAAGUUGCACAUUCUGUAUAUGUAAUUGAUAUUUAAAUAACUUAUUUUAGCUUUUUAUUUCUUAUCACCUGUAAUUAGCUGUACUAUAUGAAUAGCAAUACCUUCCUGCAUAAUGCAUAUUGCUUUAGCCAGUGAGGAACUACAGUAUGUAUUGUAAAAUAUCUGUACAAAUUAUUUUAUUUGGUUUUCAUCUACCUAAUGAUUGUCCAUACAGAUUUGCUUGUGUAUUGAAACAACAAAAAGUAAUGUCCAUAGCUAUUUGUCAUUCUGAAACAUAAUAAAAACUGUUUCUUGCCAUA
Messenger RNA from Labrus mixtus (cuckoo wrasse), 8234 nucleotides. RefSeq names its product SAM and SH3 domain containing 1a (gene sash1a). Gene Ontology annotation, molecular function: protein binding. Lineage: Eukaryota; Metazoa; Chordata; Actinopteri; Labriformes; Labridae. The record is from RefSeq and is a predicted model, not a curated record. The transcript has 20 exons. The coding region runs from base 1013 to 5647 and encodes 1544 amino acids.